UCACGCUAUUUACAGGGAGGGGGCACUAGCGUAGGCAAACUCUGAGCUCUGACUAUCAAGCCCUGCUAAAUCAUCGCUCUCUCCAAGGAAACAAAACAAUAUAGAAUUGGGUUGACGGCGUGCAACAAGCAUAGACCCUCACUCGACACAACAGCGCGCUUUCCCGUGGAAUGAGCGUUCCAUGCAGCAUCCUAGGUAUGAAUGACGUGGCCUGGCAGGAGACAAGAGGUGGGAUGCUGCAUGCAAAUGGUGCUCCUGAGACUGGAGGUGUCAGAGUUCAUGGUGGAGGGCCCCUAGCCACAGUGGGGGGAGCUGGACAGGCCCCUGGAGUUCCACAUUUACAGGGCAUGGACAGGGUAGUUAACCCCACCCCAGGUACCCCACAACCUCCGCUGAGUGGACGAUCACAGGAUGACGCCACAGUUGGAUACUUCUUUCAGAGGCAGCCUGGAGAGCAACUUGGAGGUUGCACACCCAGCAAGCAUCGCUGGCCAACUGGAGAUGCCAAUCAUGUUGAUCAGGUCCGUGCUGUGGAUGAAAUGAACUAUGACUUCCAAGCUCUUGCUUUGGAGUCAAGGGGCAUGGGAGAGCUUCUGCCAGCAAAAAAGCUCUGGGAUUCUGAUGAAUUGGCCAAAGAUGGAAGGAAAGGGAUGCUUCUUGGAGAGGAGUGGAGGGACAAUGCAUGGGGAUCAUCUCAUCAUUCAGUGUCUCAGCCAAUCAUGGUGCAGCGGCGACCAGGCCAGAGUUUCCAUGGGAAUGGUGAUGCCAAUUCUGUGCUUUCGCCUCGCUCAGAAGGUGGAGGCCUGGGGGUGAGCAUGGUAGAGUACGUCCUGAGCUCCUCUCCUGGUGACAAGAUGGAUGGUCGCUACAGGAAUGGUGGCUAUGGUGGAGAAGAUGUUGACCAGGAUGGGAGAGAGAAGGGUGACGCCCAGGAGAAGGUGUCCCCCUUUGAAGAAGACAAGAGCACAGAGAUGAAGGUGGGAGAGGAGAGUGAUCCCGCUAAAGCCAAUGGUAGAGGUCUACUAAACGGCAUGGACAGAGACUGCAAAGAUUUCAAUCCAACCCCUGGAAGCCGUCAAGCUUCCCCCACUGAGGCUGUGGAGAGGAUGGGUCCCAGUCAGACUGGUUUGGAGAUGAUGGGCCAGCACCACCACCACCAUCACCACCCCCACCACCACCCCCAUGCCCUCCACCAACACAACCCCGGCCAAAACAAAGCCCCAGCCGAGGAAUUCCAUAACCAGGAGACUCAGAACAUGGGGGGUAUGGAGCAGCAAGCUGGUGUGGAGUCCCUCCAGUUUGACUAUGCUGGAAACCAGAUUCAGGUGGACUCCUCAGGGACCCCCGUAGGAUUGUUUGACUACAACUCUCAGCAGCAGUUGUUCCAGAGAUCUAAUACCCUGACUGUUCAGCAGCUCACUGCAGCUCAGCAACAACAAUAUGCCCUGGCUGCAGCCCAGCAGCAGCAUCUCGCUGGUCUUGCUCCUGCAUUUGUGCCAAACCCUUACAUCAUCAAUGCUCCCCCUGGAACCGAUCCUUACACAGCCGCUGGGCUGGCAGCAGCAGCCACGCUUGCAGGCCCCACAGUGGUUCCACCUCAGUACUAUGGCGUUCCUUGGGGUGUGUACCCAGCCAAUCUUUUCCAGCAACAGGCUGCAUCAACUGCCAAUCACUCUGCUAAUCAGCAAGCAUCCAAUCAGGGACCAGGGCCAGGUCAACAACAGGUGAUGCGCACAGGAUCCAACCAGCGACCUCUUACACCUGGGCAAGGCCAACAGAGUCAGCAGGAAUCUCUAGCGGCAGCAGCUGCAGCAAACCCUGCAUUGGCGUAUGCAGGAAUGUCUGGUUAUCAGGUCUUGGCCCCUGCGGCCUAUUAUGACCAGACUGGGGCCCUAGUGAUGGGCCCUGGUGCCCGAACUGGUCUAGGUGGGCCAGUCCGUCUAGUCCAGACCCCUCUCCUCAUCAACCCUGCAGCAGCACAAGCUGCAGCUGCGGUAUCAGCAUCUGGCUCCGGUAACAACAUGUCUGGUCCUCCCGCCAACGGGCUGUACCGCUCCAUGCCUCAACCUCAACCCCAGCCACCGCAGCAGCAGGCUCCCCCACAAAACAGCGGCCUUCCCUCCAGCUCAUUUUACGGCUCUGGAUCAGUCCCUAACACGUCUCAGAGCAGCUCCCUUUUCUCACACACCUCUGCUGCACCACCAAGCUCCUCCCUGGGCUUCAGCAGUACUGGUGGCUCCCUUGGCGUAGGCCUGGGCUCUGCUCUUGGAGGCUUUGGUUCUUCUGUAUCCAGCUCUACCAGUAGCAGCGUAUCUCGCAGGGACUCCCUGUUGGCGAGUUCUGAUCUAUAUAAACGUGGUGGCAGCAGUUUAACUCCCAUCGGCCAGCCCUUUUACAACAGCCUGGGUUACUCCUCUUCACCCAGUCCCAUUGGCCUCACACCAGGUCACUCCCCACUCACUCCUCCACCCUCUCUGCCCUCCUCUCAUGGAUCUUCUUCCAGCCUUCACCUCGCUGCCACCACUACAACAGUAUCCGGUCAUUCUGUAAUCCUAGGUGGCCUGACGAAUGGCAGCGGGCGUUACAUUUCUGCAGCACCUGGAGCUGAGGCCAAGUACCGGAGCGCCGGCGGGACAUCCAGUCUCUUCAAUUCCAGCAGCCAGCUGUUCCCUCCAUCUAGGCCCCGCUACAGUCGUUCUGAUGUCAUGCCGUCCGGACGCAGCCGCCUACUAGAAGACUUUAGGAACAACCGCUUCCCAAACCUCCAACUCCGUGACCUGCCAGGACACAUGGUGGAGUUCUCUCAAGACCAGCAUGGAUCCAGAUUUAUCCAGCAGAAGCUUGAGAGGGCUACUCCUGCUGAGAGGCAGAUGGUGUUUGGAGAGAUUCUGCAAGCAGCAUACCAACUGAUGACUGAUGUUUUUGGGAACUAUGUGAUCCAAAAGUUCUUUGAGUUUGGAAGUGCAGACCAGAAGCUUGCUUUGGCAACACGUAUCCGUGGGCACGUCCUUCCCCUGGCUUUGCAGAUGUAUGGAUGCAGGGUCAUUCAAAAAGCCCUGGAGUCCAUUUCCUCAGACCAGCAGGUAAUUAGCGACAUUGUCCGUGAGCUGGAUGGUCACGUGUUGAAGUGUGUGAAGGACCAGAAUGGAAACCAUGUGGUGCAGAAGUGUAUUGAAUGUGUUCAGCCCCAGGCCCUACAGUUCAUUAUUGAUGCCUUCCAGGGACAGGUGUUUGUGCUUUCUACACACCCGUAUGGCUGCAGAGUCAUCCAAAGGAUUUUGGAGCACUGCACCCAGGAGCAGACUCUUCCCAUCCUGGAAGAGCUGCAUCAGCACUCUGAACAGCUGGGCCAGAAAUAUCAAGGCGUAUCAUUGGAGAUGACACCCAAAACAUAUUAUACAGUGUCCCGCGAUGCACUGUUCAAGGAUCAGUAUGGUAACUACGUCAUUCAGCAUGUUUUGGAGCACGGCAGACCAGAAGAUAAGAGCAAGAUAGUCGCAGAGGUUCGCGGAAAGGUUCUUGUGCUCAGCCAACACAAAUUUGCAAGUAAUGUUGUGGAGAAGUGUGUGAUCCACUCUUCGCGUGCAGAGAGAGCUCUGCUGAUAGAUGAAGUGUGCUGCCAGAAAGACGGGCCCCACAGCGCACUGUACACCAUGAUGAAGGACCAGUAUGCCAACUAUGUUGUCCAAAGAAUGAUUGACAUGGCCGAACCUGCCCAGCGUAAAAUCAUCAUGCACAAGAUCCGGCCUCACAUUGCCACUUUACGCAAGUACACUUACGGAAAGCACAUUCUGGCCAAGCUAGAAAAGUACUACAUGAAGAGCGGUUCUGAACUGGGUCCCAUCGGUGGUCCCACUAAUGGCCUCAUGUAGUCAUGCUGACAUCCUGGGUCCCCUGAAGAAGUGGAGGAGUAGGAGCCCCAAACCCCCCUGUUCUGUGAGAGAUACUCCUUAGUCCUAGGGGUUAGCCUUUGACACCCUCUGUCAUGCCAUUUUUGGGGGAAUUACCAAAAAAACACAAGGCAAGAAAAGGACAAGUCAACUUCACCUAAGAACGCUGUGACAACUGAUCCCUGCCACUCUGCCACCCCUGGUGCAGGUCCCCAGCGUGGCCCCCAGCGGACGUACAGUCAGCAGAAUGAUUUCUUUUUUUCCCUGGGUAAAGCACAAACCCAUUGUUAAUGAUGUAAUUGAUGUAUUUGACUGGUUUUCAUAUUAUCUUGUACAUUUAGUUUUUUACCUUGUAAAUUCUCUGUAGAAAAAAAAAACCAUACACAUUUGCUGAAAUUUACAAUUCCUACAAUUAACACCAGCAAGUGAUUUUUAUAAGGCUAAACAGAGUAAUCCUUUUAAAAAAACAAUUCCAUUUGUUUUUGUAACCAGACUUAUUAUGUCAGCUGUUCUAAUUAAGUCUAGGCAAUUGAAUACUAUAUUUGUAUAUUAUCCCAUGCACAGUAAAAAGUGUUUACCCAUGCCAAAGCAGCUAAUGGAUUGGUUUUCAAAUAGCACUACAUAGUAUGGAUGGAUAUAAACCCCUCUGUCCGCAGAUGAGUACUAUGUGUGUCACACCACAGUCACCCAGAGGUCUUUAAGACCAGUUUGCGAGCUUGGCUUUGAGGAUUGGUGCUUUAGUCUAGAGUAAUGUUUUCCAUUGGUGGCUUUUUCUUGCCGCCUUUCCUAGGCUGAUCGAGGGCAUGCAUUUACCCCAGCAGUGUGUCUGCCUGAUGUUUCGGUACUAAAUAUUACAGACUGACCAACCUGAGCUGCUGUAUCCACCUGAGCGCAUAUAUAUAUAUUUUUUUUGCCGUCUUUCCCUCAUCCAGGCGAUUACUCGGGGGGGGGGGGGGGGUAUGCAAGAUAAAAGCUACCAUUAACUUAUAGAAGCAGAGCAAUGAGGUUUGGUUGUACAGCGGGCGUAUCACCUCGUAUAAUCUUAACAUGAAAUGACCGUAGGGGGGGGGGCUUUUUGUGGGGCUACUGGGGCGGGAGUGGGCUAUGUGUUGGCAUGCUGUGACAGGUUUUUAAUCCUUGGAAUGAUUUUUUUUCUUUAUCAUGUUUUGUGUAACAUCUUAUCUGUCUUGUAGUUUGAGAUGAACACUGCCCUAGAAAAAGGUAUCUUUAUGUACUGCGUAGAAGUAGUUUAGCGAUGUAUAGCAUCUUUAUGUAUGAGUAAAUUGUUGCUUUUGGGUAGGGGGCUUGCAGCAAUGAUGGGACCCCCACCACCUGAAGUUCAGAGUAGUCCAAAAAAAGUGUUGAGAAAUGGAGCUUAUCCCAGCUUUGUACAUCUGAGGUGAAAUUAACUAGAACCACUGGGAUAUGUUGAAGAAAGGGAUGCUGAAAGAACCUUUUUUUAAAUGGUUCUGUUUUUGUUUUUUUUUGUUUUUUUUAAAGUUUCAUCUUUUCAUUUGGAUGGGUAUGCAAGUGCAUUGGUGGAGGCUGGUGGGGCCAUCGAAAGCUAUACAAUUCACCUGUAAUGCUCGUAGUGAUGGCUUCUUUGCUUCAUAUGAAUAAUUGUAGAAUACAUGUAGUAUAUGUGCAGUUAAUAAGUGUAAGAUUAUUAGUUUAAUUGAGGAAAAAAAAAAAGUCUAGUCGUGGUGUUUGACAGGCCUUGCUCUAAAUUUGUAGUGAUGCUUUUAUUUCGUCUGUACAGUUGUACAUUUGUAAACGUUUAUGCUGUAAAUGGGAUGUCUUUUACACUUUUUGGGGAGAAAAGGCAAAAAUGUGCAUUUUGAUGUGUGUGUAUAUUCAUCACUCCUUUCCCCUUGAAUAUAAUGUAUACAGUUUUAUUUGAUCAAGUGUUAUUUUAAAGAGAAACUUUAUGGCUUCACAAUCUGGCAUGUUUUUUUUUUUGUUUUUCCGUUUUUAAUCCGCUAUGGGAAAGGCCAGCCUCUAUUUGUACCAGAGCUGUAACAUCCACUGUUAGUCUUUCUGAUGUGUGACCGUUUAAAAAGAAGAAAAACACUCUACUAAAACUGAGGCUGCAUUUAGUCCUCUCUGCUACCAUGGAAACUUCACAGGAUAUGACAAGAAUUAUUUUUGUACAGAAGAGUGCUGUAUUUUGGAAACAGCUACUACCUUGUAAGCAAACGCAAUGUAAAAUAUUGUCAAUUAUAUAAAUAUGAACAUAUGAGUUUUGUCACACUGUCAAAGUCAUGUACAUUUUCAGGUGGCCUUAUGUACAUUUCCAGAUGUUAGAUGAAGAAAACAAACUCAUUUUUGGAAGCAGAAUUGUGACUAUGUAUGAUUAAACUGUUCUUCUAACAUUUGA
This is a messenger RNA of Micropterus salmoides (largemouth bass), 6267 nucleotides long. RefSeq names its product pumilio RNA-binding family member 2 (gene pum2). The coding region runs from base 171 to 3872 and encodes 1233 amino acids. Gene Ontology annotation, biological process: regulation of mRNA stability; miRNA processing. The record is from RefSeq and is a predicted model, not a curated record. Gene Ontology annotation, cellular component: cytosol; cytoplasm. NCBI's taxonomy places the organism in Eukaryota, Metazoa, Chordata, Actinopteri, Centrarchiformes, Centrarchidae. Gene Ontology annotation, molecular function: mRNA 3'-UTR binding. The transcript is spliced from 23 exons.